Messenger RNA from Puntigrus tetrazona (Sumatra barb), 3845 nucleotides. It is a transcript of the gene zyx, whose product is annotated as zyxin. The record is from RefSeq and is a predicted model, not a curated record. Gene Ontology annotation, biological process: transforming growth factor beta receptor signaling pathway; integrin-mediated signaling pathway. NCBI's taxonomy places the organism in Eukaryota, Metazoa, Chordata, Actinopteri, Cypriniformes, Cyprinidae.
CCGAGCGUCUUUGUAAAUGUUUAAACUGGAUUCAGGAAAGGAAGUUUAGUCAUUAUAGACGAGCGUCGUCAUGGGACCGAUUGUUCAUAUUCAGUAUGUCAUAGCUGACAUUAUCUUUCGAAACGGACUGUAAGUUGUUGUGUCAUACAGUGUGAUCAAGAUGGCUGACUCUAGCACUGGCAAGCCUGUUGUGGUCACUUCCUCCGUCUCCCUCAAAAUGACCGCUCCUUCUUUCUACAACCAACCCAAAAAGUUUGCGUCUGUCGCUCCACCACGCCCCAAAGGACAGAUGGGCCCAUCACAUCCCUCAUCAUUUAUAAGCACUGGUGUUAUUGGACGGGUUGGAGAGAUGCCCCCGCCCUCUCUUUGUGAGGACUUCCCGCCCCCACCUCCUCCUCCACUGGACGAUGCAGAGCUUCCAGCCCCUCCUCCAGAAUGCCAAACCACACCCCCUGCAUCUGAUGCCCCUCCUCCUGCUUUCCCAGCCCCGCCCCCUGUUGCAGAAGACCUGAACCUCCCUGCACCUCCCGAGGAAUUAACCCCUGCACCUUCGCCUCCUCCCCCCCCCCCACCACCACCACCACCACCACCUCCUCCUCUCCCCGAGACCGGUGCAGGUGCCAACUCUCAGAGGGUGUUUGAGAAACAGACCAGUUUUGACAGGCAGUUGGGCUCUUUGACCGAUAUGUUAUCAGAAAUGGAGACGAGCGGACCUUUCAAUCCAAAGUUGCCUAGCCAGAUUUCAUCAGCAUCAGCGGCAAAACCUGCAGCGCCACCGCCGACCGCUCCUAAACCUGCCCUUUCCUUUCUGCCCCCUCCUGAGCUGCAGGAUCGUCCUCCCCCUGCUCCUUGGGCUGAGGAGCUACGUGCCCGAACACGACCGGCCAAUCAGAACGUAAUAUCUGCCCCCGCACCUGCGCAGUCAUUUCCUAAGGCCCCAGCUGUGGCUCCAAAGACCAACUUCCCUCCGAGUCAGCUGAAUUCAAAUUUUGGAUCCAAAACAGUUAGUCCUGCACCUACCGGAGGAGCAAGAGUGUUUAACCACGCCGUUAAAACCCCCGCCCAAAGCUCUUUCCCGCCGCCUCCACCUGCCGCCCCCCCUGCCCCUGUUCCUCCACCAGCAAACAUUCCCGCCCCUGCACCUACGUUCAAUCACUCUGAAACAGCUCCCAUUGGCAGUCAGCAAAGCUUUGCUCCGCCUUCUCCUGCUGCACCCAAGACAUCGCCAGUCUCGUCAUUCAACAGACCAGCAGGAAACGCUGUUCCACCAAAGGUGUCUGGUUCAGGUUCAGGUCCUGGUGGAGCUCCUCUCACUAUGAGGGAAGUAGAAGAGCUGGAGAAAAUGACUAAGGACUUUAUCAAAGACAUGGACAAACAUCCUCCUGUGAUCACCUCUUCAGCUACAGAGGUGUGUGGUAAAUGUGGAGAGUCUCUGUCUAGAUCUCAGCCAGCAGUAAGAGCGAUGGACAAACUCUUCCACUCCCAUUGUUUCUGCUGCAUGACCUGUCGGCGCCCCCUACAGGGCAUGCAGUUCUACGACCGUGACGGAACUCCUCAGUGUGAGGACUGCUACAUGAACUCUCUGGCUGUGUGUUCUCGCUGUGGGGAGCGGAUCACAGAUCGUGUCCUGAAGGCGGUGGGCCAGUGUUUCCAUGCCCAAUGUUUCCUCUGCACUACCUGUGGCUGUACCCUGGAGGGCGCUCCAUUCAUCACCGAUGACAAUAACAACCCCUACUGUGUCAAAGAUUACCAUCGCCGUUUCUCUCCUCUCUGCGUAAGCUGCAAUGAGCCGAUCGUUCCCGACCCUGGAAGUGAAGAAACGGUCAGGGUUGUUGCCUUAGAGAAGAACUUUCACCUGAAGUGCUACCGCUGUGAGGAUUGUUCUCGUCCCCUUUCCAUAGAGGCAGAUGCCGAUGGCUGUUAUCCACUGGAUGGCAGAAUUCUGUGCAUGAAGUGCCAUACCCAACGCGCGAAGCAGGCCAAACACUGAUUGGUGGAACUCGCCACGACCCUAAACCAAAUUUAAAAACACAUAAUUGGCUCAGCGUUUGAAAUGUACUUGCCGUAUGUGUUUGUGAGUGUUUCUUCUCUCUUCCGUUUCACAUUCUCAUUUGUCUCACGUUUGCUCGAUGACAGUUUCGCCUUUUCUCGACAAAGCUCUGCUGCUUUUUCUGAAUGGCCUCAUUCAGAGCUAGGUCAAUAGCUUGCCCUCUUUGCCCUGGCUGUUUUCUGAUGGGGCUUGAUAUGUGCGAGCGCAAUGUUAGUGCCUCUAUGUUGAAUGUUAUAUGCGACACAGUUUUUACCCCUAGAUUGAUAUGUAAAGUGUUAGAGAAGUGAUUUUUAGGGCUGUUUUUUGGCUUGAAUUUUUACUGUAGUGGCUGACUCGGUGCAGAGGUAAUGUACUGCACUGCCGUCUCAGUUUAGCGAGCUGUACGACUCCCAGCAUGCCUUUAUAAAAACUCAGAACAUCCAUAAAUUGUACCACAGCUACCGAGGCGAGAGGUAACGUCAGUAUAUCCACAACCACCCAUGCACUUUCGAUAAGGCUUUCCGAAACAUACCUUGUAGUUGAUGAGAAGGGCUCUGUGUAGUCGCGACAAACGUAAAAUAAGCAAAAACAAAGGCAGGGAAAGGCGAAAGAACAACGCAACUUAUGUAUUUGUCAUGCAUGCUUCGUUUAUAGAACUGUUUACUUGUAAAUGAACAUAUUUUAAAAAGCACAUUUGUUUUGUCCUCAAACGUAUCAAAUAUGUGAUGAUACAGUAAAGUAAGUUUGCAUUGCUUAUCAUAGCCGGUGUCAGUUCAGUUGGUUUUCAUUCCACAUAUUGCUAGAGGUAUUUAGCGAUUGCACAGUUGUAGGUGGAUUUGACCAUUUAAAAUGUAUUUCCAAAGAAAAGCACAUGAGUCACUGAGACUAAUAAGACUAUCACAUUGUAGCUAAAAACAUCUGGAUUAUUAUAGAUGCACAAAAGUUUCUGAAUAUACUUAGAGACUUUUGGUUAUUUAUAUAUAUAUAUAUAUAUAUAUAUAUAUAUAUAUAUAUAUAUAUAUAUAUAUAUAUAUAUAUAUAUAUAUAUAUAUAUAUAUAUAUAAAAAAUUCGUUCAUCACAAAACUGUACAGUCCAUUUUAUGACUUUCUCUUAAAAACAACAGUGUUUCUGUAGACUAACGCGUUUCCGAACAAAUUGAAAUGUUUUCUUUUUACCAGUCAGCACUCCCGUUGAUUCCAGGUUUCCGACAUUUUGCAUUUUAGAUUUUAGUUUCGUGUUUUGUUGCGUUUUUCGCAACAACCACCGUCUCGCUAACACCACUUACUUUGGCUUUAAGGUAGCACUGAUAUUAUUUUGAGACUUGCAUUCAGUAGCUCAGAAACGUUUUAUUUACCGUUGCAUCUCAGUGUGUGUUUUCAUUCCUGGCAUCGUCUCUUGACUAACAAAGAUAUUCUCGUAUUUGAUUUAAUCGAAUAAAACGAUGGCUCCCAUCAUAAUAAGUUACUUGACCAAAUCCAAACAUUAUGCAUGAUUGUUAUUGUUAUUACAGUGUUUUUAUGCAUUGUUGCACGGUUGCCUCAUUUUCAUGCUGGUAUCACAAUACUGCUGAAUUCAGCAAGCUGUUAUUGACCAUUUGAACACUUGUGGUUAGCCUCCAUGUAUUUACCAUUUACCAGUACUUCGUCUUUCUCUCUCUCUCUCUCUCUCUUUGAAAACUGAACAUCUAAAUUCCUCUCUUAAUAUGUGAAUGUGUGUAUGUUUACGGUCAAACGUAUGCCAACCUAUUAUUUUUGCUACCAUUGUUUUCCUUCCACAUUUGUACUGUAUUCUGAACUAAUAAAAGUAUCAAAUUGA